AUUUGCUGUCUCCAUUAGUACUAUUGUUGGCAAUUCAGAUUUUAGACAUUUUUAAUUGCCCGUCAAGAUGCCCCGUUAGCUUUAAAUUAAAUAUCGAGUAAUACUUUUCUAGUAUAGAGAGUCCAAGUACUUUCCGUCAGGCUAUUUGUGCAUCGGUUUUUUAAUGUCUAGAAAAACGGUUAACAUGGGCUCAAAUAUUGCCAAUUGUCAAGAAUUACAAAAAGAACUUGAAGAGGCAAAGGGUCAUUUGGAUUUGCUUAACGAUAAUAUUCGAAUGAUUGUGGGUCGGCCCAGAGAUUUGGGAAAUGAUAUAAACAUUGACAGUAGCAAGGAUGAAGGGUGUCAGAAAUAUGGAAAUGAAAGGAAGACCAGAAGAACUAGCGACAUUAAGUCGGUAUUUAACCGAUUAUCAGUGCCAAAUGAUGGUUUAAGACCUAGGCUAAGUUCACGCGUUAUAAAGGAAUUGCCAACUAGACAAGAAGUGUUAAAAGCCCAAGGAUCCGACUUAGAAUCCAGAGCAAGAAAUCGGAGAAUGUUUGGAUCUCUUUUAGGCACAUUGCACAAGUUUUGCCUAGAGGAAUCUCGUUUAAAAUUGAAAGAGGACAAAAAGGCCCAAGUAGAAAAAAAGUUAGAACAACAACAAUUACUAGAACGAGAGGCAUUAAGGAAAGAACGAGAUUUACUUUUAAUGGAGCAGCAAAAAAAACAGACAAAAAUUACAACUUUGGAGUUAAAAAUUAAUCGUUUGAAAGAUUUUACUGCUUUUGAAAAAUCAUUAAAUAGCUUUAAAUCUUGUAUUAAAACAAAAACGAUGCCUUCUAUUUAUUAUAGGCCAUACAAAUAUUGCAAAAAAACUGAAUUACUUUUGAAUAAUAGUCGGGAAUCAUUGCAGGCUGAAAUAAGAUAUAGAAAAAUAAUGCUCGACAAUGAGCUGAAAGAGUUUGAUCUCCUGAAUGUCAGUGAUGAUAAGAUUAUCAGAGGAACUGCAUUCAGUCAACAGACCACAAAGUUGAAUAAACCAUGUGGAAUUCAAGGUGAAAUGGAAUUCAAAGAAAAUAAGUCUAGGAACUCGAACGAACCAACAUUAAUUAGCAGUAUAAUUGUUGUUAAAAACAAUAAAUAGCUGUUUACAUAUUUGAUAGUAAAUGAAUAUCGACAAAUACGAACUUGUUUUAGCGGCAGAAAACAUUCCUGAAGUAAUUUCGAGGAAUGGUGACGAGUUGAAAGUCCUUGGCCGAAUAAAAAUCCGGGUCCGUUGCGGUUACUUACACCCGACUCGUGGGAACGGACUCAUUUACAUUGAUAGGGGGACUUGGCUGAUACCGACAAACUAUGAAAAAUAUUAUUAUAAAUAAAUAUUAAUUUAUAAAAAACUUAAGAAAAAUUAAUAUUUCACUUUUGACACUGAUUUUUAAAGCAGUGGCAAGUGAAGUAUAUGAUUUUGCCGAAGGAUAGUGCAAAUAUAAUCAAUUAUAAAAGUAAUGCUAAAUGUAGCUAUCAAAACUAUGAAUAUAUAGGGCGUAUUCUAAGCGUGUUAAGCAAUUUUAAAA
Molecule: messenger RNA, 1550 nt
Organism: Bactrocera oleae (olive fruit fly)
Lineage: Eukaryota; Metazoa; Arthropoda; Insecta; Diptera; Tephritidae
Gene: Pnn
Product: desmosome associated protein-like protein pinnin
Cellular component (GO): catalytic step 2 spliceosome
Source: RefSeq, a predicted model, not a curated record